GUGAGGGUGGAAGUUUGAACAGUUUGCACGGCAGCUGAAAGGAUUACUCUUCACAUUUGGCUGGCCUUUCUAGCAUCAGGGGGACAAUGACUAGUCAGGAACAGACCUGGGAAGAUCUGGAUUCAGAAUUUGAUCAUUACCUUGUGGAUAUGAAACCUUGGGUUUUGAAACUGACCCACAAACCAGACCGCCAGAGAUGUGCACUUUGGAUUAAGAAGCUCUGUGAACCUUCAGGGGCAGGUACAGGAAUCACUGGGAGGAAGAAUCGUAACAUGUAUGCAAAACUGCUGCUACACAUGGUCAGACGAGGUGUAAUAGAAGGACCUUUUGCACAACGACCUGAACCGGGGAUGCUUAAAACAUUACCUACUUAUAUGUCUAUUUACUUUGAUGAGCCACGACUUUCAAGAGUACAGAGUUCCUUUAAUGAUGGUGUACCAGACUGGGUUACAGGCGAAUUAGGGGCUGAAAACUCACCAACAGAUGAUUCAUGGAAAAAGUCACCUAAAGAAAACCUCACUUCAAGGCAAGCACACAGGCGAAGAUACACAUAUGGUGAGAAAUUAAAAUCACAGAUGAAUUCAUCAGCUCACACUACUAAAUCAGAAGGAGAAAAUGCAGCUUCAGACCUCUCUGGUAAUCAACAUAAAAACCUAGUUAGUUCUUCGGAUGACAGUGACCUCGAAGCACGACUAAACAGCUGGAAUUUGGGGAUAGAAAACCCCAGGUAUCUAAGAGAGAAGCCUUUACCUCUGUCUCCGAUUUCCCCUAAAACCAGUCUGGGUAAAAUCAGUAGUUUCCGUGAUGACCAGGCACUUGUUCGUAUGCAUGAGAAAGAGAUUGAGAUGAAGACAAAGAUGCUUGAGGCAAAAUUUCAUGAAGAGAAGCUUAAGAUGCAGCAGAAGCAUGACGCUGACGUACAAAAGAUUCUGGACCGAAAAAAUAAUGAAAUUGAGGACCUGAAAAUAUUAUAUAGAGGCAAACAAACUGAAUCUGAAGAAAUGGUGAAGAAUCUCGAGAAAAAAGUUCAAAGCUUGAUUCGAGAAUCGCAAGUUAUUAGAGAAAGUAAAGAAAAACAGAUUGCUGAGCUCAAGAAGAUGUCUGAACAGAGUUCUGAUUCACUAAAAAAUGAAUGGGAAAAAAAGCUACUGAAUGCAGUGGCAGAAAUGGAACAGGAAAAGUUCACCCUUCAGAAGAAACACACUGAAAACAUUCAGGAGUUACUUGAUGAGACCAAUAGUCGUCUUAGCAAAAUGGAAGCCGAAUAUGCAGCACAGAGCAAGGCAACUAACCAGAUGGUUAAAGAGCUCGAAUCCCGUGUCCAGCAGCUAAGUGUAGAAGCAGAGAACAGUAGUUUGCUACGACAAAAAUUGUCUCAGGAAAAGGCAGACCUUGACAAGCUCUACCAGUCAACACAUACUGAGUUAAUGGACAUAAAGACAAGGUACAGUUCACUUCAGAGGGAAAAGGAUAGACUAAUAGAGGAGUACGAAGAGAAGAUACGACAGAUACAAAGCAAAUCUGCUUCAGAUGUGAACUUCAUGAUGCAGGAGCAAGCCCUGUCAGCUGCUAAGGCCUCUGGUGUUAUUGAAGAGUUAGAAUAUACAAUAUCACAACUGAAGCAACAGGUUCAAGAUGUGGACCAUCAAAAGCAACAGCAUCUAAGGGAUUUGGAAAGCAAGUUUCAGCAUGAGAGACUUCAGCAGGAACACAUACAUGAAAAGAAGAUUCACAGUUUACAAAGUGAAAUGGAAAAAGAAAGAGCAGAACUCCAAAAGAGAAUCCGCAAACUUGAAGAAUGUCUAAGGGAGAAGGAAGAUCAGCUGACUCGAGUGACAGAGGUUCAAAGACAACAGGCCCAGCAGGCUGACACAGCCCUGGAGGAGUUUAAAAAGCAGGUGGAGUUGAACUCAGAAAAAGUAUAUGCUGAUAUGAAACAGCAGAUGGAGAAGGUUGAGGCUGAUCUAAGCAGAUCAAAAUGCCUGCGUGAGAAGCAGUCCAAGGAGUUCAUAUGGCAGCUGGAGGAGCUUAAGCAGCGUUAUGAGCAACAGAUAGUGGAACUGAAGCUGGAGCAUGAACAGGAGAAGACGCACCUAUUCCAACAGCAUAAUGCAGAGAAGGAUAACCUAGUCCAGGACCAUGAACGGGAAAUUGAGAAACUGGAAAAACAGCUUCGCGCCGCCAUGCUGGAACAUGAAAACAAAACCCAAGAAUGGAGAAAAAGAGAUGCCCAGACUAUUGCAGAAUUGGAGGCGCAAGUUCAUCAUUUAAGAGAAGAGGUAAUUCAGAUUAAUUCUCAGAGGAAACAGCAACUUGUGGAAUUAGGACUUUUACGGGAAGAAGAAAAGCAGAAGGCUGCCCGUGACCAUGAAGCCACUGUCAGCAAGCUAAGAACUGAGAUGGAGAGAAUAAAACUGGAGAUGCAACGAGCACAUACUGCUGAAACUGAGCUUACUUUGGAAAAAGCCAACAACAGGCUGAAGAAUAUCGAGAAAGAAUACAGUCAGAAGCUUGCCAAGGCUUCACAGGCUGCAGCAGAAUUACAGAGUACCAUUUCUUCCUUGCGGGAAGAGAACAGCCGGCUACAGAUUAAUGCCGAGAGGCAGCUCCAAGAUUCUUUGGGAAGGUUUGAGGAAGAGAGACGUCAGCUUAUUCGAGAUCAUGACAAAGCAAUCAAGACUUUACAAGAAGAGAUGGAAAACUGUCGUAACCAGUUACGAUGUACUGAAAAGAAACUGCAACACAGGGGAUUGGAGACACAGGAGCAGAUAACACAUGUGCGGCAAGAGUAUGAAAUGAAAAUUAAAGGUCUAAUGCCUACAUCUCUUAGGCAAGAACUUGAAGACACUAUCAGUUCACUAAAGUCACAGGUUAACUUUCUUCAGAAAAGAGCAUCUGUGCUUCAAGAAGAACUUAAUACUUACCGAAACAGAAAGUAACCUGGGAGUUGGUUGUUUUCCUUUUGCAACAUAGACGCACUGAUGUAUCAGGGCUGUGACAGUGAAUUUCACUCCAGAAGCACAGAUUGCAGGACUGGGGUCCCCCUUAUUAAGCUGUGAGAUUGCUGAAUUUUACUAAUACAAUGUAUUUUUUAUAAAGAUGAGGAAUCACAGAGCCAUAUUACUAUACCAUUUGUUACUUUAUCAUUGUAUUUGUUAAUCCCAUAAACCUGAUCGUAUUUUUUUUUGUGUGUAAAAUAACUUUGUAACUCCUGUGGUAUUGUAUUUGUUUUGUAUUUUUAAAUGUGCCAUCUGCAAAACUUCAUAUCAUAUUUUAUUAUUCAGUUGUGUAAAUAUUCAUUUUUAUACUGAUUUUAUUUUGAA
Protopterus annectens (West African lungfish) is the source of this 3323-nucleotide messenger RNA. RefSeq names its product centrosomal protein 112 (gene CEP112). The record is from RefSeq and is a predicted model, not a curated record. The coding region runs from base 87 to 2939 and encodes 950 amino acids. Lineage: Eukaryota; Metazoa; Chordata; Ceratodontiformes; Protopteridae. The transcript is spliced from 27 exons.